This is a messenger RNA of Pelobates fuscus (common spadefoot toad), 3193 nucleotides long. RefSeq names its product transmembrane protein 63C (gene TMEM63C). Lineage: Eukaryota; Metazoa; Chordata; Amphibia; Anura; Pelobatidae. Gene Ontology annotation, molecular function: calcium-activated cation channel activity. The record is from RefSeq and is a predicted model, not a curated record. Bases 66 to 2504 code for a protein of 812 amino acids. The transcript is spliced from 24 exons. Gene Ontology annotation, cellular component: plasma membrane.
GGAGGAGGGACUGCACAGGCUGACUGGGAGCUUGCUGACGGUCCCUGUCUGCUUGGGGAGCUGGGAUGCUGCAGGCCGGCAGCUUCUUUAUGGACAUCACACACAGGUCCAGGGUCGUGGAUCCCCCAGGGAACGUGACGGAACGUUGUUACAAAGCACACUCACACAGUACAGUGUUGGAGGGACUGCCGUUUGGAGGAGUACCCACUGUUCUCGCCAUCAAUUUCCUGGCUUGGCUGCUGCUGCUCCUGGUCUUUUCAUGUUUGAGGAAGUCUGCAUGGGAUUACGGCCGUCUAGCUUUGCUUAUCGACAAUGACAGCCCUGCUCAGCGCCGCAGAUUCACAUCAUACGAUCUUACCUCCCUGUUCUAUGGUGAGCCAAGUGACAAGGAAAAGUCCCCUUGUGAAGUGAGCCCUUCAGAACUGAGAACUAAAGAUGGGGGAUUCUGCUCCUGGCUGAGUUCACUCUACCAGAUAAAGGAUGAGGAGAUCCAAAGCAAAUGUGGUGCAGACGCAAUCACAUACCUGUCCUAUCAGCGCCACCUCCUUGUGUUGUUGCUGCUGGCUUGUGUUCUGUCUGUGGCCAUCAUUCUGCCAAUCAACUUUUCUGGAGAUCUGCUGGGUCACAGUCCGGCUCAGUUUGGUCGUGCCACCAUUGUCAACGUUCCCACACAGGACCGGUUUUUGUGGGUGCACAGCGUGUUUGCGUUUCUGUACUUUGUGUUCACCGCUCUGAGUAUGCGGCAUCAUUCGGCCUCUUUACACUGCAAGGAGGAUGACAAGGUGGCAAGAACGCUGAUGGUCAGUCAUAUUCCCCAGGACAUCUCAGAUACUUCUCUUCUCGUUAAACAUUUCCAUGAGGCAUACCCCAGCUGCACGGUGACUGAUGUCCAGUUCUGCUUUGAUGUCAGGAGGCUGAUAAAAUUGGACUCGGAGAGACGCAAGGCUAUGAAUGGACGCAUGUAUUUUGCUGGACGAGCUCAAAAAGAAGGAAAACUAAUGAUGAAAACUCACCCACUUGCCCGAUUGUGUCGCUGUGACUGUUGGGGGUUUAAACAGGUAGAAGCUGAACAGUAUUACGCAGAGCUGGAGGAGAAAUUGACUGAUGAGUUUACUGCUGAACGGAACCGGGUCAUGUUAAAGAGACUGGGGAUGGCGUUUAUUACCUUCCAGGAUGAGAGAAUGACUGCAGUGAUUAUACAGGAUUACAGCCGCCCCCACUGCCGCCGGGCCCCCCAGCAAUCCUCGGUCACGCCGAUACUCCAGUCUCACCAGUGGGAAGUGCAAUACGCUCCUGCACCAAUUGAUAUCAUUUGGGAGAAUCUGGCGGUGAGUGGGACGGUCUGGUGGCUUCGCUUUGCAGCGUUAAAUUUGGCCUUGUUCCUGCUCCUCUUUUUUCUCACUACACCUGCUGUCAUCGUGAGCACCAUGGACAGAUUCAAUGUCACCAAUCCAGUGGAAAGCCUGCAUAAUCCAGUGAUCACUCAGUUCCUCCCCACAUUCCUUCUGUGGAUGUUCUCCGUCUGCCUCCCAUUUUUGGUUUAUUAUUCUGCAUUCCUGGAGUGCCACUGGACCAGGUCCAAUGAGAAUCGGCUGACAAUGCACAAGUGUUACUUCUUCCUCGUAUUCAUGGUUAUUAUCCUGCCUUCUCUGGGUCUGACCAGCUUGGAUCUGUUUUUUCGCUGGUUAUUUGAUAAUCAUUUUCUGGAUUCUCCGAACAUGAAAUUCCAGUGUGUCUUUCUCCCUGAUAAUGGUGCGUUCUUUGUAAAUUAUGUGAUAACCGCAAGCCUGAUUGGCACAGCUAUGGAGCUGCUUCGCAUCCCUGGGCUGACUGUCUACGCUACACGUCUGUGUUUAUCUAAGACGGAAGCUGACCGUUUACACGUCAAACGAAAUCAUGCAUACGAAUUCCAGUUCGGUCUUGAAUAUGCUUGGACCACUUGUGUCUUUUCCGUGGUGAUGACGUAUAGUAUCACUUGUCCCAUCAUUGUCCCCUUUGGCCUCCUGUACCUGCUGCUGAAACACAUGACCGACCGCUACAAUAUUUAUUACGCGUACAUUCCUACGAAGUUGAGCCCCCAUCUUCAUAGGGCUGCCGCCCAGCAACUGCUUGCAGCACCAAUCCUCUGCAUGUUUUGGCUCCUCUUCUUCUCUUUGCUACGUCUCGGUACCACACAUCCUGUUACUCUAUUCACAUUUGCCUCCCUUCUCCUAUGUUUGCUAUUCUCCAUUUUUGGACUCUGUCUGCAGCAGCUACAACCAAAGAGACCAUCCAGUUAUCAGAUGUCAGAGCAGGCUGAUGGGAUUAUUCAGGAUGCAGAACGUAGCAGUAUCUCUUCCGCCAUCCAAUCCAAUGCAUUUAUGGCCUCAGUCCUGCAGGAUCAAGAACUCACCCCCCUGGCCUCUCCUGCUCAUGCCUCGUAUGGAGCUCUGGAGACACGGGCGGACCUCUCCGAUGAGGAGCCAGAGAUAACACCGGAGAACUCAGAAGAUUCUUGUCAUUGACAGUGCAGAUGUGUAACUGCAGAUCGGGACUCUGUCUUUGGUAGGAUCUUGGCUACUUGCGAGUCGGUGUUUCCUUCCUGUUUUUGCAGUCUAUGAGCUCCUCUCUGAAUAUUGUACGGGUCAGUGCCGCACUGCUGCUAAGGUCUUGUGUGGUCAGCGAGGUAUGGGAGUCUUGGCCUUGUUUAGCUGGCUCCAGCCUCACUUAAAUAUGGUCAUGGCCUAAUUUCUGUCUGGCCCUGUAUUGGGUCGAUAUCUGUUACCAGCCAGGGCUGUGUAUUAGAGGAAGCCUUGACUGAGCAGUGUGGAGAACAGUAAUGCGAUUAGAGUCUCAUACUUCCUAAUACUGUAAAGAAUCCAUUGUUGAAUUUAAGAUGCUAUAAUAUAUUUUGCUGAUAAACUGCACCCGAAGGUGCACUGCCAAGUUGUUACCUGCUUUUAUGAGGCCUGGCCAAGCAGCUGCUACACUGGGACAUAUGCAGCAUUUCCAUAAAAGAAAUACGUUGGGUUCUCUGUGCUCUUAAUGCAACAUGCACUCUGUGACGUGCAACCUCUCCUGUCACGCUCACCCGUUUCUCCACUUGAGCUGCAUUUCCUGGCUAUAUAUUUUUCCCAAGUGUGGGGAACCAAUACAUAUUGCAUUUAAAAAAUGUUAUUUAAAAUGUGCUGAUUUUGCCAAAUAUAAUUUAAAA